Messenger RNA from Chara braunii, 1915 nucleotides. NCBI's taxonomy places the organism in Eukaryota, Viridiplantae, Streptophyta, Charophyceae, Charales, Characeae. The record is from the annotation of a GenBank genome assembly.
CGUCUAUAAUCCACCCACUUCAAAACGUGCGAGUAUUUUGGGGCCAGCCUGGGGGAGUGAAUUCCAAAGCGCUGCUGCAUAGACCGAAACAAUGAAUAACCUUCUGGAAACAGCGAGUUUCAGGAGGUUGAUCAAAUUAGGACAGGACGAUGACGAUGGCAUGAGGAGGUCUUACGGUGGGAGUGACCCUGCCAGGGAUGUGGAAACGGGAGUUGUCCCUGACCCAGCUGAGGUGCAAAAAAUGGCUGACUUGGAAAAAGAUAUUAAGGAGAUCGAUGGUGUAAUGGGAGUGAUAGAGUCAUUGUUGGCAAAGCUGAAAGAUGAUCAAGAGGAAAGCAAAUUGGCCACAAGCAGUGCACAAGUUAAGGUUAUCAUGGAGAGAAUGAACCAGAGGGUGAAUGAGGUGAGUCACAAGGCAAAGUAUGUGAAAUCACGUCUUGAGUCGUUGAGUGGCCAGAACGAGAGCGUGCUUCGUGGUGGCGGCCCCAUAAAUGCCACAGACAGAAUGCGAGCCAUCCGAACUGGAGUUGAAUUACGCAAGUUCCACGAGCUGAUGGGAAAAUUCAACGGGGUGAGGGAGGAUAUUAGGAAUGAGCAGAGGGAUAACUUGUCCAGGAGAGUUUUCACCGUUACCGGACAAAAGCCGACGGAAGAGGAGGUCGAGCGGAUGAUGGAUUCCGGUGAGAGCGAAGAAAUCUUCAAGAAGGCUAUCCAAGAGCAAGGGCGUGCUCAUGUCAUGAGCACUGUGGUUGAGAUUCAGGAACGGUAUGAGGAUGCGAAAGAUCUGGUCAGAAGUCUGGUGGAUCUUCAGCAAAUCUUCCUAGAUUUGGCGGUACUGGUCGAGGAGCAGGGAGUUUUACUAACAUCAAUCGAGAAGCAUGUAAGCGAAGCAGGGGAGUAUGUGUUCCGUGGAACCAAGCAUAUCGAGGUAGCCAAGGAAACACAGAAAAGCUCCAGGAAGUGGAUGUGUUGCGCGAUUAUUAUCUUGCUUGUUAUUAUCGCCAUUAUUUUGACAGCUGUGUUGGCGUCUGCACGAAAUGCUUGAGUGUUUAUGAUAGGUAGCGUCGUAGUUAGUUGGGUGUUUGAGGUCUCUCUCUAUAUUGCUAUCUUAGCAUACUGCGUCGAGUUAGGGUACGAUGGAGAGCGCAGCGUGAGUACCGAAAAAGGUAGAGGGAGGGCGUGGUAAGCAAAAGACGUAACAAUAACGUGGAAUAGCGGCGGUGUGUAGCUCUGAAAAAUCAACAAAGGAGGAAGUAGAAGGGAGAGGAGGGAAGAAAGGAAGGAAGGAGGUUCUGUCUGUCUGGGUGACGACGUUUUCAGGAAGAAGGAACAGUGGAGUUGUCGUAUCAUCGGCACCGUUGGCUGGGUUCGAGGUCGGAUGGACAGAUCUAUGGCAUGAGCUCCGUUUUUUUUUUUUUUUUUUUUCUGUUCGUAUGUUUUUGCUUUGAGUUGCAGGCCAUGCUUAAGUAUAUAUACAGGUAUGCAUCGGAUUGAUUAAAGGGUGCAGAGCCAGGAGCUGCCACCACAAAACCUCGUCUUUGCUUUGUGCAUCUGUUGGUGGCUACCAUAGAUUUUGUGUUUGGAUUUUGAGGGCAUGUGUUGUGCGGGAAUGUAAUGAGAGUUGGUUUGAAUGGUGGAUCACACGAGUGCUGUCCUCUGGAAAUGGUACAGGCUUGUGCCCUUUCCGUUUGUGAUGGGCAAGAAAUGGCCGGCAGGCAUAAGAUGCGCAUGGUGUACUAAUUUUGGGCUUGCGAAAGUGUUCUUAGAAAACGACUGUCGUUGAUAGUAGUUUGGAACUUAUGGAGGAGGAGGGGAGAGAGAGAAGGGCGGAGAUGGGCAAAGGAAGGCGGAGGAGGGGGCAGGAAGGGGGAGGCAAGGCGGGAAUGGAAGCAGGGGAUAAAAUGCAAAUGCUUCA